Eufriesea mexicana is the source of this 1831-nucleotide messenger RNA. RefSeq names its product potassium voltage-gated channel protein Shaw. NCBI's taxonomy places the organism in Eukaryota, Metazoa, Arthropoda, Insecta, Hymenoptera, Apidae. Gene Ontology annotation, molecular function: delayed rectifier potassium channel activity; protein binding. Bases 161 to 1831 code for a protein of 556 amino acids. Gene Ontology annotation, biological process: protein homooligomerization; action potential; potassium ion transmembrane transport. The transcript is spliced from 7 exons. Gene Ontology annotation, cellular component: axon terminus; voltage-gated potassium channel complex; neuronal cell body membrane. The record is from RefSeq and is a predicted model, not a curated record.
GAGUGGUGGUAUUUGAAGUGGUCGGAGGAACAUGAUUAACGAGUACAACGAGUAGUUGGCUCUCGUCAUCGUCUCGGUGCCUCUCAUCAGAACCCUUCGGAAGCCCGAGUUAUCAUCCGAGCUCUUCCCUCUACCAUGCGAUCCAUGGGACGCCGGGAGGAUGAGGAAGCUAGAUGACGGCAGAUGGAACGACCGUGUGAUCCUGAACGUAGGUGGCGUGAGACACGAGACGUACAAGUCCACCCUGAAGAAGAUCCCGGCCACCAGGCUGUCUCGCCUAACCGAGGCCUUGGUCAAUUACGAUCCCGUUUUGAACGAAUACUUCUAUGACCGUCAUCCAGGCGUCUUUGCUCAGGUGUUGAAUUACUAUCGCACCGGGAAACUUCAUUACCCGACGGACGUCUGUGGCCCUCUGUUCGAGGAGGAACUCGACUUCUGGGGCCUGGACUCUAAUCAGGUGGAGCCAUGUUGCUGGAGCACCUACAGCAUCCACAGGGACACCCAGGCAACGCUGGCAAUCCUCGAUAAGUUAGACGUGGAGGGUGAAAAACUGAGCGACGAGGAGAUCGCGCGACUUUUCGGGUUCGAGGAUGAAUACAACAGAGGGACCUUGACAAGAUGGCAGAAAGUACGGCCAAGGAUCUGGGCUCUGUUCGAUGAGCCGUACUCGUCGACCGCCGCCAAGUGCAUAGCCUGUAUUUCAAUACUUUUCAUCUGCCUCUCGGUCCUCUGCUUCUGCCUCAAGAGUCACACGAUGACGAAACAGUCGAGAAACAAUCAACUUCAAGGGGAACCGGUGCGUUCGGAAUCGGGACGGAACAGGGAUGACGUCGACUCUUACCCGGUCUUCUUUUACCUCGAACAUGCGUGCAAUGCCUGGUUCACUUUGGAAAUUACACUGCGCUGCUUGGUUAGCCCCAGUCUGAAGAGAUUCGCCGUGUCACCGGUGAACGCAAUCGACUUAGCAGCCACGUUGAGCUUUUACACGGAGUUCCUGACUCAGUCCAGCCUGUAUCUCGAGAUCCUGUCGAUAGCUAGGGUCCUACGGCUCUUCAAGCUGACGAGACACUCUCCCGGGCUCAGAAUCCUGAUCCACACGUUCAAGGCGUCUGCCAAGGAGCUGGCGCUGCUGGUCUUCUUCCUCGUCCUGGGCAUCGUUGUCUUCGCCAGUCUCAUUUUCAUCGCGGAACGUCUUCAGGAGAACCCGCAUAACGACUUCGACAGCAUACCACGCGGCCUCUGGUGGGCUUUGGUGACCAUGACGACAGUUGGCUACGGCGACAUGACACCAAAAACCUUUCCCGGAAUGUUCAUCGGGGGACUGUGCGCUAUCGCAGGCGUUUUAGCCAUUGCUCUUCCGGUUCCUGUUAUCGUCAGCAACUUCUCCAUGUUUUAUUCCCAUACGCAGGCUCGUAGCAAGUUACCGAAACAAAGGCGACGAGUGCUUCCAGCGGAAAUACCAAGACGACCGAGGUGUCUGGUUAAUCAGGAUGCCAACUAUAUCCAAUCUCAACUGACACCUGACUCUCUAUCGGGAUCAUUGAGAACGAGACCAGCCACCAUAGGUUUGGAGAAUGUUCUAAAUUUACAGCCUAAUAUCGUGAUAAAUCUACCACGGGAGUCCACCGUCACGGGAACUAUAAAUUCUGACAGAGUGGAUUCUCCUCGCCUUACCAGCAACAAUCCUGUGAGAAAUGGCAAAGCGGUAGAUGGGGCCACGGAAGACACGUUCCAAGGGGAGGAGAGCAAGAAAGGAAGUUCAUUUACAGGGACCCGUAAAGAUAUACCUCACACUUAUAUCAUCGUGUCAGAAGGUUCAGAUAUAAUGUAG